AUGAAGAAUGAGAUACAAUGUCUUGAUUUGGUUAUGCGGAAGAUCGAUGAUGAUGAUGGGGUUCGGGUCCCUGAUGUGCAAUCCGGUCCGAAUCAAACUGGGAUUGUUCUUGAUGUUGGUAUAUCUCCUCAGGAGAUACCUACUAGACAGAAUCAUCCAAGAGAUGUCCCUAAUAAUGUAGGUAUUACUCCAGAGAUAGCACCAGUCCAUACAGUGCGGGGCUCUAAUAAUGUGGAAUGGUCGAAUCAUGAUCAAGAGGAGCCUUAUGAGAAUGAAAGAGCUGUAGAUUCAGAUGAUGACCGUCCUAUACCCCCAUUGAGCGCAGAAGAUAGAAAGCUCAUCAGACAAGUUUGUCCUGAUAUUGAUCCAGACGUGCCAGAAUUCAGUGAUGUCUGGAAUCUUGACAAGGCAUAUGUAGAAGGAAGAGAAGCUGAUCUCUUAGAGUGUCGUGAGCAUGGUGAUGAUGAAGUACUAGAAGAUAAGAAGGGCAUUGUUUUCAGGGACCUGCCUACACUGCAGAGGAUGGCACUGCCCCACCUGUUGGAGCACUACUACGAGGAGAACCAUCGAGGACGACGCAUUGCAGUGGGGGAGGUACUGCCCCUGCUUUGUCCUCGAACCCAUGACAGGUUCUUGGAGAUGCGGUACGAUGACAGGUACACCCCUCUGUUGCAGAGGGCUGACCUGGACGUUGUAUCGUACCAGGUUCACCGCGGGUUGCCUGAAAUCAACCCCGCGGCGAUCACAGCUUUGGUUGAUAGGUGGAGGCCGGAAACUCAUAGUUUCCACCUACCUUGUGGUGAGAUGACCGUGAUACUUGAGGACGCUCAGAAGAUCCUUGGUCUCAGCAUUAGAGGGUGUGCAGUCACCGGCACGUGUGUGUCUCAGGGUUGGAGGGGCCGAGCGGAGGCCUUCCUUGGGAGAGCUCUUCCCGCAGCAGCGCCAAAUUCCCGUACCUCGGGAGUACCUCUUUCCUGGCUCCGUGAGAACUUUGGCGAAUGUCCGGAGGAUGCUAACGCCGAGACUGUGAGCUUCUACUGCAGAGCUUGGAUCCUCCAUUUGUUCGGCAUUGUUCUCUUUCCGGAUAGCACUGGUGACACCGCUUCUUGGAUGUACCUCCCUUGCCUGACGGACUGGGACACUGCGUGGGGGGGGUAUAGCUGGGGUGCCGCAGUCUUUGGUUUCUUGUACCGCAACCUUUGCGAGGCAUGUCGCCGUACUUCACGGAACCCAUCCAUUGGGGGGUGUGUGUUUCUUCUUCAGGUGUGGAUGUGGUUUCGGUUACCAGUUGGGCGGCCGCAGACUCUUGAUCCGCGUCCGUGGUUUGAGGUCGUCGGCCACCGCCUUAGACCCACUGCUGCUUACUUGUGGGACCAGGUCCGCACUAACUGGGCCAGACCAGAGCACGCUUAUGUCGAGUACACGAACGAGUUGGACACACUUACUCCUUCCAUGGUGAUAUGGCAGCCGUUCACGGAGGAGAGGCUGGGCCCCCUACAGUUAAGCUCUAUGUGCCAUGUGGAUGAGGACAUGUACACGAUGUCGAACUGCCCAUUGAUUUGCUUCUAUGCUGUGGAGUUCCACCUGCCGCACAGAGUUGAACGACAGUUUGGGUUGCAACAGGAGUGGCCUGUGCGUCAGAUGUCGACGUCUGUGGAAUUGCACAAGAUUGAUCGGCAGAAGCAAAAGAAGACUCACGAUUUCGAGCACCUGCACCGAGACUACAUCGAUCUGUGGGACCAGGGCACAGACCUGGUGGAGGAUGAUCAGCAGCCCCACAGCAACGAGCAGUUUCGUGAGUACCUAGCUUGGUACUGCAGGGUGACACGCACGAGGCUACGGCAGCAGUGGACAGGAGUGGACUAUGCCGACAUAGAGUCUUCGGAGGACGAGGACACCGUGUACGACCGUUCUACUCGGGAGGGCAGAGUUGUUGAGGCUGGACCUAUGUUCGAUCGUGUGGUAUGUUAG
Messenger RNA from Panicum virgatum (switchgrass), 1971 nucleotides. RefSeq names its product serine/threonine-protein phosphatase 7 long form homolog. The coding region runs from base 1 to 1971 and encodes 656 amino acids. Gene Ontology annotation, biological process: meristem maintenance; meristem development. The record is from RefSeq and is a predicted model, not a curated record. The transcript has 9 exons. Lineage: Eukaryota; Viridiplantae; Streptophyta; Magnoliopsida; Poales; Poaceae.